AUGCCUGAGCAGGGACCGGCCGUUUUGAAACUCAAAGGUGGGGAGGAGGAAAAUAUCCCUAACUUUCCCGCAAAAGCGAUGGAGAUGGAGCAAAGCACCACCGGAGAGGGCGGCGGAAUUCCUUUCAUCACCGCAUCUAUUACGGGCCACCAUCCCGACGGUGAAUCCAGGACAUCGGCAACCGACAGUCUAAGGCCAGAAGUUGCUGUUUUGAUGGUCGACACCAAUGCCUUGAACGCGAAGACCGUCAAACAUGCAGAAUGUCCAAACACGUUCACUGCAGAGAAGCCAUCAAUUCCAGACAACGAGACCAAAUCGCAGAAAUCUCAAGGUGUGCGGCAAAGCCUGAGCAAGUUUUUCCGCUCACUCUCAAGUGGAUCGAGCAUUGCAAAAAGAGACCCCGCCAGCGGCGCCGACAUUAAGUCUCGGGAAAAUACUAGCUCCGAAAGUACGGCCACGAUGCGCCAGAGGGGCAGCAGCUACCACGCCGUCAUCCUGGGCUUCCUACUCGCCAGUGGCACCAGCGCCGUGCUUUCCCUCGUAAAUGUUAUUGUCAAGAGGCUCGAGACGGUGAGCACGCUCGAAGUGCUCACCUUCAUGGCAUUCGGCGUCUUCAUCGGCAUCCUUCCCGUGGCCACUGAGGAAGUACAGCCAUUCGGAUCGAGGGCAGCCCAGCCGCUUCUAUUCGCGAGGACCAUUUUAUCACUGGCAUCGGCAACGUUGAGGCUCAUGAGCCUGUCCUACCUGACCGUCGCCGACUCGUCCAUCAUGACCAGCCUCACUCCGCUCAUGGUUGGCCUCACGGGGACGCUGUUCCUCUCCGAGCGUUGUCACUGGACCCGGGCUGUAGCAACUGCCCUCUCCGUAGUUGGACUCAUCCUACUGAUGAAGCCUCCGUUCAUGACAACAGCCAACGGUUCGAUGGCCAUGACACAGUACAUCGGUAUCGCCUACGGGCUCAGUCACUCGGUCAUCAACGGCGUCACCACCGUGUGCAUACGGGCGACGAGAGGAGUGUCGCGGAGCGUCGUGGUCUUUCACUACGGCUGUCUGUCUAUGCUUCUGGUGUCCAUUGUGUCCAUAGCCAUGGGUCGCCUCAAGGUGUUCUACGACGGCUCGCAAAUUGGAUACCUGCUGCUCAUCUCUCACCUCACAUUCGCGCUCCAGAUGUUCCUGAGCAAGGCGCUAGACGUGGAGAGCGCCUCCUUUGUGACCAUCGUGAAGACGUCCUCGGACGUGAUCUUUGGAUUUAUAUUGCAGGCUAUUUUCUUGAACGUGUAUCCGGACAGGUUCAGCAUUUUGGGCGGUUCCCUCAUCCUGUGUGGCGUCUUGAUUAUCGGUCUACGCAAGAUCGCCCUGGCCUCCGAUCCUGACAGCGGCAUCAGGCACAGGCUGCAGUUUCUGCUCGGAGAUUAA
Messenger RNA from Rhipicephalus microplus (southern cattle tick), 1416 nucleotides. RefSeq names its product solute carrier family 35 member G1. Lineage: Eukaryota; Metazoa; Arthropoda; Arachnida; Ixodida; Ixodidae. Gene Ontology annotation, cellular component: membrane. The record is from RefSeq and is a predicted model, not a curated record.